UUCAUACUGAAGUUUCGGUACGUGGACAUUAUAUCUUCCGCAUUUCAAAAUAGGUUUGAUAAACAUUGAUAACGUUUACCUGUAUGACCGAGAUAGCAUUAAAAGGUUGAUUUAAGGCGUAUAUUUUGGAAUAGCAAAUAAAACAUUUACGCAUUAAAUUAUAUGUUUUGUGUAAGAAUAAGAACUCAUUGCCAAAGCUAUGGAGGAAUAUGACAACAAAACACUAAAUGAAGUUUUAGAAAAAGUUUCUCCACCAUUUGAAGUAGGUUUGUAUGAUGAAUACUCAAAUCACUCGAUGGAAGCGAGCAACUUGUCCUUAUACGAAGCGAAGAUUAUGGUACAGAGUCAACGGACCAUUCGAAUGGCUAAGGUCAAGGUCAUUGAUGGUGAAGAUUACGACCAAUGCGAUGAAACACUUGCAGAAAGGGCCUAUAGUCAUGAUGGAAAAGAAUUUCUGAUUCCCGUAAACUUUCCGGGAAAAAUUAAGGUGCUAAAGCGAUGUCCGAGUGAUGUUACGAAACCACCGGCACGGUUUCGCAAGAAACAUGAGAAUGUUACCAAAAUAAGCAGUGGUCAACCUAGUGGAAGCCAUGAUGCAGCAGAAAGUAGUUAUGAAACACUUCAAACGUUGGCCGAGGGUAAAAGCCUUGGGUCAGAAUUCCAGUUUGCCUCCAUCAAUCAUGAUUAUAUCGUUGAUUUUGAUGACAUGACCGCCUUUGAAAUGAUGGUCAUAGCUGCUGGGCCUUUUAAACUGAUGGAUGUGUUUAACGUUGGUGUUAUUGUUGGCUGGAGAAGAGAAGAGGAAUACAGAUCUUACAGCACUGUGUUCAUUCCUAGAAAUCUAGGAUACACGUUAAAAGUUAAGAACCAUGCGUUUGCACCAGACAAAACGGGAAGAUUAGCCCGUCUGUAUCCGAUUGGUCACGUUGACACCGACUUCAUUGACAAAAAACUGUAUACUCUCAGCAAAGAUCUCUGUGACCCAAUUUUCCUGAAAAGUCCGGAGCUGUUUACAAACAAUAGCAAUCAAAUAAAGCUGAAACGAUCACUUCCGGUUAGGUUCCAAGAGGAAGAUGCAGAUUUUACCAGUCAGUACGAACAACCAAUACCAGCAUACGAGACAUAUCACGAGACACCGAACGAUUCAGCCACCCGCUACCGGCAUUUAUACACUGAAUCCAGUGCUGCCACAACAACAACGUAUAUGUCUACAAAGUUUGUAGAUAUAUCGCAAGAAGACAGGGAGUCGAUUGUACAGCCGGGCAAGACAAACGAAGACUUUUAUAAGUUGUCCGUCCUGCAUCUUUCGUUCCUAUUGGACUACUGCACAUUACCAACCUUAGCAGAGGAGUGCUAUAAACGGAAAUUCGAUGGGGAAUUUUUCAGGUCCAUUUCUAUUGAUGAUAUAGAGCUGAAGUCAUUGGUAGAUGAUAAAAUGGACAAAACUACUUUCAAGAGGAUAAUGGACGGAUGGCGUCCACAAAUGAAGUGAACUUUUUUUGGAAGUAUCAGUCAAAGAUGGUUAAUGCUUCAUAACGUAAAUAAUAGCAUCAACAUGUGUGGGUUUUUUUCCAUUUCAUCGGGCUGAUACUGCCAUCGAGGACAUUACAUUUAAAUAUGUACAAGUUUGGCUGAUAAUAGCAUAAUAUACAACGACAUCUGACUCAUCCGAUUAAUCAAAUACAUUAAGUGGUGAUUGUCAUUAUAAAUAUACAUACAGUUAAUUUCGUAUUGGCUGAUGCAUGAUAUCUUUUAGAAUGUCUUUUGAUAUGAACUAUUCGGAUAUCUUUUUCAUUGCAAUAUGUACAUAGUUUGUUGUAUCCCAUCGCUAUUAAAUCAUUUGAGCUUAAUAAAAUCACCGAAAAAAAGGUGUAUUAUUACUUGAACUGAAGCCUAGUUUAAUAUCUCAUUUAUCAAAAUGUAAAAACAUGUAAGACGUUUAAUCUAACUCAAAUACAAUAUACCACGUGCUGUAUUGCUUACUUCCCUAAAUAAGAACAUGCAACAAGAACAUUAUUUAUGACUUUUUUAACAAACGUUCAACUCUUUAAAGUGUAUUCUAAAUAUUCAUUUAAAUUGUCGACAGUAAAUCGUAAAUUGAACAGUAAUUUAUUGUGCAUAACUUUUUUAUACACUUAUUCUAAUCUAAUAUCGAUUUCAUUUCUAUUUCAAUACACAGAGACACAUUCUAAACUACCCCAGGUGUCUACUAGUAUUUAAAUAUUUAAUUCCUAUCUAAACAAAUUAAAACAAAAUGGCACAGUCCUGUAGCAAACAUAGUAUACAGAUAAACUUUAUGGCGCCGAGACCAUUGUGUGACAGAAGUCAUUUAACCAUUUGUAUGCAUUCCACGCAAAAAGGCUUUAUUAAAAAAAACAUUUAUUUAUUUCAUUCAUUUAAAUUGGAUGUUUAAUUCAGCAUGUACGUCAAAUUUUAAACAAAUACAACUGCUAGUAAAAGAGGUAGAAGGAUUUUUAGAUAUAUGCUCAGCCCUUCAUGCUUAAGAAGGUCUCCAAAGGAAUUUCGGUGCCGGGACAGACAAACCUUUCCAAUUAUAGCACUUUUAUCCUGUCACAUAUGUGAUUAAAUCAUAUACCAUAUUUUAACAAAAAUGAUUGUUUAAAAUUUAUUUCUCAAAGAACUAAUUUGACCAAAAAAAUGUUAUGUGGAUUCACAUACAUAAUUUACGAACCCUGUAUGAUAUUAAAUUUUUGUUCCUGGCACACCAGAAAAAAUAUCAUUUUGCAGAACACAUAUUUUUUUUUUAUCUCGCCAUUUUGGCUACCCAUGGUCAGAGCCAAGGCAGGGGUCUUGCAUAAACUAAUGGCCAUUUUUUAACUAAUUGUCAUUUUUUAUUACAGAUCUAAGUGUUAAUGAAAAACAGAGAUGUAUUACUUAUACAUGAACAUAACUAUCUUGUCGAUUAAAA
This is a messenger RNA of Mya arenaria, 2929 nucleotides long. RefSeq lists its product as uncharacterized. Bases 200 to 1492 code for a protein of 430 amino acids. The record is from RefSeq and is a predicted model, not a curated record. The transcript has 3 exons. NCBI's taxonomy places the organism in Eukaryota, Metazoa, Mollusca, Bivalvia, Myida, Myidae.